Molecule: messenger RNA, 1147 nt
Organism: Amoebophrya sp. A25
Lineage: Eukaryota; Dinophyceae; Syndiniales; Amoebophryaceae
Source: the annotation of a GenBank genome assembly
CUUCUUUUGAUACUUGUGAGGUUCAGCGACAAGAUUCGCUUUCUUCUUACCUACUUGCGUUCAAUCAGAGAGACGGACCAUAGACAAAGAUGGCCGGAAAUCAGGAGGGUUUGAGCAACGCGCUGAACCUGAUUGCGCAGGAACAGCGGCAGGAUCGCCCUAAUGUGGCGAAGGUGAGGCUUAUUCGUGGAGUUUGCAGAGACAUGGGCGAUCUUCUCUUGUCGCUUGUUCGACUGAGGGCGAGGCUGCUGAGCGCGAGCGCAUGGACAUGGCUACGUAUUAUUUUGCUUUAUUAACAAUUUGCCUGUGUCGUUCUUGGUGGUGUUGUAAGAGUAGUUUUAGAGUUUGCUUAACAGGGUAGAUGGUUUGUUUGUUUGGAACUUAAGCUUUGACACAUUGGGCGUGAUGUUGUCUUGGCACUUUUCAGGUCGCUCCAUGAGCGAGAAUUUAGACCCAAGACGGACACCGAGAAGCUUCAGAAAGUUGCUCGCCAGGGCGCUGCUAUGAUGGCGCUGGUUGCCGGCUAUGUGGCGCCUGUUGAAGCUGAUUCGGCGGCUGACCCGCCGGCUGAAGCCGCUCCUGCGGCCAUUCCUGGCGUCACCCUCAACGCUGCCCAUCGCGUCGCCACUAAUGUGAUUCGGGUAUUUGCCUAUUUUAGUUUUGGCGGGGUUUGAAGCUGUGCGUGUAAAUGGUCUCAUUUUCUUUUUCUCAAAUUUUUUUUUUUUUUCUUUUGCACGAGCUGUUUUAGUGGAUUUAUUGGUACUCGUUGACACUCAUGCCGACCUUCUCUCGUAAGGCGGUGAAGAACUGCGAUGGCGCCGUUCUCGUGGAAGCCUUGAAUGAUGUUUAUCGGACGAAAAUGGUGCGCGUUGGCGGUUUAGUUGGUGGAAACUACGCAAAUCGCAUCAGCGACUUCUACUCGUUUGGCUCGUUUCAGGAGCAGCCGGAGCUGAAAACUGAGCGGCGUUUAACCUUUGAUGUGGUUUGAUGCUGUCGUAGUUGGUGUUUUGAGAGUUUUCGUCUAUAUGUGUAUUAAGGUACUUCUUCAAGAGAUGACUGUAGUGCGCACAUAGUGGUCGGCUUUUGUCUCACAUUCAGGCUGGAGACGCAGCGCAAGAACGCUGAAUGGGAUGCCAAGAUGGCGCUG